This is a messenger RNA of Fomitiporia mediterranea MF3/22, 2098 nucleotides long. RefSeq lists its product as uncharacterized. The transcript is spliced from 2 exons. Bases 352 to 1545 code for a protein of 397 amino acids. NCBI's taxonomy places the organism in Eukaryota, Fungi, Basidiomycota, Agaricomycetes, Hymenochaetales, Hymenochaetaceae. The record is from RefSeq and is a predicted model, not a curated record.
UUGGCUGGCUGCUAGCAAGAGUUGUUCGUCGUCCAAGCGCUCGCGACGUCUGCACCCGCUGGUUAAGCGACCGUGGUGUCUAUUUGGUUGCCGACCUCUCCAUCAGUCAUUUGCACGCCGCUUGCCUACCACCGACCCUCGUUCGCUCUCUUCUUGAGGCCUUUUGCCAUCCCCUUCUCUCACCAACACCACCAUCAUUGUCUGCAGAGCAGCUCGAUAACGUCUUUCUACGUACGAUCCUCUCGUUUCUCUCGAGAAUAGAACACCCCAACAAUCCAUCGGCCUCCGAAGAAGAGACGUCGAUCCGGGCGUGCAAUUUUUGAUAGUCUUCCUUCUCAGAGCUUAUUUACGAUGGCAGCAGUCGCAGUUGAUGUGAUGCCAGUAACAAACACUCCAUCGUUGAUCGUCGAUGACCAAACGCAAUCACCAGCAGUGUCGUCUCCGGACUCAACUCCCUUCCCGACCUCGGCCGAGGUCAAAGAAAACCUAACAAAGGAUGCACCAACUGCACAAGAGCAGCAGGUGCUGUCACCUGUUAACACACGGACACGAAGCACUUCCGCUGGACCGUCAAGUCGACCAUAUCCCAAUGGUAUCCUCAUCUGUACGGACCCAGUCGUCGAGGUCACCCCAGCCUGCGACGAACACGCACAAGAGCCGCAAACCGAAUCAGAGUCAUCACCCUCAUCCGAGAGCGAGUCUCAUUGCUUAGGCGUGAACGGAAGUUCAUCACGAACCAGACUAAGUUCAGGCUCGAGUUCAUCUGGGUUUGACGUAGACUCCACUACAUCGUCGACAGCUUCAUCGACACGUACGCGUGCUACGACGUUAUCUUCGACAUGUAUCGCUCCUUGCGUUACUUUUGCCCCCUUGCCGGAGAUAGGACCUCGGCAGCGGAAGAGCUCGCGUCCUAUCGGUCUUGCAGCACGUGGUCAGAUGCUCCGUCAGCGACGGAUGAUGAUGGCCCAGGAUCGAUUUAAUUAUUAUGUCGAGGAAUGCAACACGAUUCCUGGAGGUCAACGAUUGGUAGCCGAGUCAGACAGUUGUAACGUACAGACGCAACAUCAGCCCGGCGAGGAGGAAGACGAGCAUGCGUUCGCGGUACUGGGAAAGCUAUUGGGAGACGCGACGAAAGUCAUCUGGAGGCGCGUAUCGCAUACGAAACUCAAAGAAGAUGCGAAUACGAAAUCGUCACCACGAAAACGUCCCACACCAAAAAAGACUUUCACCUGGCCAGGCCGUCUACGAUCAGCAUCUGCUGGUUCUUCAUCUCCUUCGUCCGGUCGGGACUCGGACGAAGAGUCAGAAGACGAUAGCAUUGAUGGACCAUGGCGGAGAAAGAGGGACGAGGAUCCCAUGACGAAGACCAUUGUCGAGGGGUCUGACGAUGGGCAUGGACUUGAGCAGUUCGUGCUUGCAUAUGAUACGUUCCCCGUAUGCGAAGAAGAGGAAGAAGACCAUGCAAACGCGCGCGUAGAUGAAGAGUACCGAGCUACUGUCGAAGUACAUCUCGUCAAGGCGGCUGAAGGAGAGUCGGAAGCAUAGAUUUGUGCUCUCACUUCUUUUUAAAAUUCUGCUAUUGCUUUCAAGAAAAGUCUCGCGUUUAUGAUUACGACAACCCGACAUUCGCUUUUUAUCAUUAUAAUUGCUUUAUACGUUCUCCUCUCUCCCCUCUUUGCUACCUUUCUUGUCCUUUUACUGGCAUGGCUUCGACGAACGCGCUGGCGAUUCGUCACCCUACGCCAUGGCACACUUUCUUCAAGGCUAGGAAGCGGAUCUUCCGUUCUCACUCUCUAACGAUUCUGAUACCUGCUCUCUCUGUCAUUCCUCCUUCAAGUCCUUCACCUUCUGUUGUCAUUCGUUUGUUCGUUCUGCGUAUAUUCUUCCUCUUUUUGUUUCGUUUUCGUUUCUCUUCUCUUCUUUUCUCUCCUUUGGGGCCAAUUCGUACGUCGAAUAUUUUCUUAGUUAGUUAGAAAGUUAGCUUGUUCGUUAGUACAUAGUACAUGGAUGAUGGAUAUGGACGGAUAUUGGUCGGUUGUUAAGUAGCUAGUGAUAGUAAUAUAAUAAAGCUAAUAACGCUACAAAUAAAGUUUUGUUU